Messenger RNA from Cyclopterus lumpus (lumpfish), 2191 nucleotides. It is a transcript of the gene ubl3b, whose product is annotated as ubiquitin-like 3b. Gene Ontology annotation, molecular function: protein binding. NCBI's taxonomy places the organism in Eukaryota, Metazoa, Chordata, Actinopteri, Perciformes, Cyclopteridae. The coding region runs from base 337 to 690 and encodes 117 amino acids. The record is from RefSeq and is a predicted model, not a curated record. The transcript is spliced from 6 exons.
AACCAGCUGACAUCCGGCGUCUUUCCGUCCUUUAGCUACUGAUACCACAGUCAACGAUAUCCUCAACCCGAAGAAGAAGAAGAAGAAAAAUAAGGCAACGAGAUACAUCUCCACUCGAUAUUCUUCUCGUAAAAAACGCUCUACGCUGAUUCGUCAACUCAACUGAAUGCAACAUUUCAUCAGAGUCGUCAGAUGCAGUUGUGGUGCCAGGCGGUGGGAAGCGGCUUCACAGUGUUGUGUCGUUUGUGUCAGGGCUCGGACCCCGUCUCCAGCAGCUGAAGCACACCGGCUCUGUCCUCUCUGAUCCACGUCCACGGCCUUCCUCCUCGCUGAGCCAUGACCACUCCGAGGGACCUAGAUAUGGUGCACCUCCGCCUUAUCCUGGUCAGUGGGAAAACGCAGGACUUCACUUUCUCCCCAAAUGACUCAGCCACAGACAUCGCCAAACAUGUGUUUGAGAACUGGCCUGCAGGAUGGGAGGAGGAGAGGGUGAGCAGUCCCAGUAUACUGCGCCUCAUCUUCCAGGGACGCUUCCUUCAUGGCAACGUUACCCUGGGAGCUCUGAAGCUGCCACCAGGCCGAACAACCGUCAUGCACUUGGUUGCCAGAGAGACUCUUCCAGAGCCCAACUCUCAUGGUCAAAGGAACCGAGAAAAAACCACAGAAAGCAACUGCUGUCUCCUCUUGUAAAGCAACAGAAACGACCCCCUGCCCCAACCUCACACAGACGCAUAACACAAACAUAUAUAUAUAUAUACAUACAUGAAUACCCCGUGUUCUCUUCUGCCUGUCAUCCUGUCAGCUGUGGAUUUAGAAAAAAUCACAGGAAGUCUGGUUGGACCGUCACCAGCUUUGGUUGAACGCUUGUCCAAUCUGAGGCUUUUUUUUGUGCCAAUAUAUUCGCCCCAAAACAUUUACGGUCGGCAGAAUUUGCCAUUUGUAGUUCCUUUUUAUUGAAAGAUUAUGACAUUAAACUUACCUUACGCCCCCUCGCGGACCUGUUUGCUGCUGGACACGUUUUAAAGAGUUGUCGUACGUAGUGGAAAAAAACAGGGAAGUCGUUUCUCUUCAUGGACACAGUUGCUAUAAAGGAUGUGUUGGCUAUUACCUUUCCCUACUUGUCACAUGGAUGUUUCCCCAGGUCUUACUGAAUGGUGAUAACCCUCUCAUUGCACUUAACCAGUUUGUUAAUUCAGAAAUGUUUAUUGUGUUUCAUUGUCCAUCUUUUCCCCAAUGGCUUUUUUAAAUGUAUUUGGUCAGAGGAACAGACCUGAAUGCCCCACGUGGUAGAAAUGUGCCAUCCUCCUCAUGAGACUGUUUCUCACUAACCGAACCGGUCGGUCUGUAUCAGCACCAGUGGCGUUUCUUUUAUUAGAGUACACCUGUUUGUUCCUGGAAAUGGACCCAUGGUGAAAAGACUUUUAUUUAGAGUAAACACUUGAGGGGAUGUUCAGGUCCAUGAGAAACGGGAACAGAUUCUCGGCUUGUAAAAGAUGGAGUCGGAGGAUUCGGUGGGUCAUCGGGUGUCGUUUUCGCACCUCUGGCUUUGACUUUAUUGACUAGGCUGUCGGUGUUCCCUUGUCACCGGAGCCAACAUGGUGGGCCAGUUAAACGCAGACAAAAGAAGCGGUUGAAGAUGGAAGGGAGGAGUGUCGUCAGUGUACCCCACCCCACCCUACUGGACACCAGGCGGGGAGAGUUUCUGCCACUUGGAUGAAGAGUCAUAAGGAAAUUAUUUUGGUGGUAUUCCACCUCCUUUUCUUUUGGAUGCCGUCUGUACUUCAUGUUUGCCUUUUAUUGUGGAAUUUAGUAAUAUCAUUAAUAUUGAAAUUUAAAUAUAUCAAUUUUUAUCUUGUGUAUAGGUAUUUGUUAAAUUUGAGUGUGGGUGAGUCUGUGUAUGAGUGUGUCUGAGGGUGUGUGAUGCACGUGGCAUACUGUAUGAGGACUGGUGAGGGCAUGUGGUCUUUAAACAAAAGAAAAGUGAUGCGCUGGGAGUGUUGAUGGGCUGCGGUUUCUUCAGAAACAGUCGGAAACCUUUUGAUUCCUUCCAUUGAGUGUUCUUUGGUUUGUGUUUUUGUCAAUCAAUGUCACUGCUAUAAAGUUAUGCCCAGUAUGAUUAAAUGUAAAAACUAAAAUGCAAUGUGGUCUACAUAAAAGCUUGUAUUAUAAAUUAAAAAAUCUUUAAAUAAUG